This is a messenger RNA of Phytophthora sojae, 333 nucleotides long. RefSeq lists its product as hypothetical. The transcript has a single exon. NCBI's taxonomy places the organism in Eukaryota, Oomycota, Peronosporomycetes, Peronosporales, Peronosporaceae. The record is from RefSeq and is a predicted model, not a curated record. The annotation marks the transcript as partial.
UUUCGACCCCUCUCUGAUGAUGAACGUUUGACACGCAGUUCGAACAACGCGAACUUCUCAACUGACUUCAGCUCCAGCGCGCAACCUCCGCAGGCCCCGGCCACGUGCGCGAGCUACGACGGCAUAUUCCUGGCACUUAGCGGGCUCACCGCUUUCGCCAACAUUUUCUGGUACCUGCACAGGAUCCGGCUGGUGGGCAAAAUCUGGCGGUUCGUGUCUGAUAACCAAAUCGCCGAUCCUAGCAACAAUCCGCUGCGCGUAACUCGCACGUUGCAGUCCGCUAACCUGUACAAGGGCCCACCUGGCGGACGAUUCCCCUUCUUGGCGGCGUGA